This is a messenger RNA of Laetiporus sulphureus 93-53, 1077 nucleotides long. Its product is annotated as Aldo/keto reductase. The coding region runs from base 1 to 1077 and encodes 358 amino acids. The transcript has 13 exons. The record is from RefSeq and is a predicted model, not a curated record. NCBI's taxonomy places the organism in Eukaryota, Fungi, Basidiomycota, Agaricomycetes, Polyporales, Laetiporaceae.
AUGUCCACCGAAGUCAAGGUCGAGUACGACGCGAAGGGCAUGCCUUUCCGGAGGCUGGGACCCAGUGGUUUGCGGGUGCCGCUGUUCUCGCUUAGAAGCUGGCUCACCUUGGGCGGAUCUGUCCGUGGCGAUCCCGUCAGGGAUAUCAUCAAGACAGCCUUUGAUCAUGGCAUCAACAUGUUCGAUACUGCCGAGGGUUAUGCGGCCGGACGAUCGGAGGAGGAGAUGGGCAGGGUGAUUCGGGAACUGGGCCUGCGUAGGACGGAUCUGAUCAUUUCUACGAAAUUGUUCUGGGGACCGCAUAAGUCGCCAAAUGCCGCGGGACUGUCACGGAAGCAUAUCAUUGAGGGCAUGAAAGAAUGCCUCCAGCGGCUAGGGCUCGAUUACGUCGAUGUCAUCUUCGCCCAUCGUCCGGAUCGCACAGUUCCUAUGGAAGAAACUGUCCGGGCAUUUAACUACGUGAUCAAUCAGGGAUGGGCGUUCUACUGGGCAACUUCAGAAUGGUCCGCAGAAGAGAUCGAGGAAGCAUACCACAUUGCCGACAAGCUUGGUUUGAUGGGCCCUGUUGCGGAGCAAUGUAAACAUCACAUGCUGCAUCGGGAGCGCCCAGAGAAAGAAUAUGCCCCCAUCUACCGCAAGUACGGUACGGGAACUACGGUGUUCUCCGCUCUCGCUGGCGGUCUUCUGACCGGCAAGUACAACAACGGUAUUCCUCCAAACUCCCGUCUCGCUGUGGAGCAGGAGCAGCAGUUCAAGGAUCAGGCCGCGAUGCUCGCUACCCCUGAAGGCGAGCAGAUGCUGGCGAAGAUCAAGGCCAUCGCAAAGUUUGCGGAGAACGAACUGGAUUGCAAGAUCUCACAUCUCGCGCUUGCUUGGGUGGCGAAAAACCCCAACACCUCCACGAUUAUCCUCGGCGCGUCUAAGCCGGAGCAGAUCGUCGACAACCUCCGGGCACUGGAUGUCCUCCCCAAGCUAACGCCGGAGGUUGUGGAAAAGAUCGAGGCGAUUUUGGCAAAUAAGCCUGCUCCCCAGGCGACGUUUGGCCGCCCGCCACUUGAUCCAUUUGGUAGGCUGUAA